This is a messenger RNA of Gorilla gorilla gorilla (western lowland gorilla), 7714 nucleotides long. RefSeq names its product phospholipase A2 receptor 1 (gene PLA2R1). NCBI's taxonomy places the organism in Eukaryota, Metazoa, Chordata, Mammalia, Primates, Hominidae. Bases 253 to 4959 code for a protein of 1568 amino acids. The record is from RefSeq and is a predicted model, not a curated record. The transcript has 31 exons.
GCCUGCGUCGCGGAGCAGCUGGGUUCACUCUAGGCUGCCCGCUGCAAAUCCGCGGUGUUUACCAGAAUCCAGGUGGUUUACAAACCCGGAUGUCAGGCUCCUUGUCCCGGAGAUUCUCAAAUCGCUCACCCACAACUCCUCUUCGGCCUCCCCCAGAAAGGAGACAGCAGGGCUGCAAGCUGGAGGAGCGGAGAGUGUGACCCGAGCAGCCUCACUCCGCCUGUCCCCACCCCAAAGGCAGGAAUUUCUGGGAUGGGCAGAUGGCCCACCCCUCCUCCUCCUCCUUCCCCAAGCCGCAGUGGGUGGGGCGAGGAAAACCUCCGCGACUUUCCCGCAUCCCAGCCCAGAGCCCCGAGUGUCGGUUCACUGUGGAGACAGCGGUGGCGGAGUGGGUCUCCAGGGCUCAGGGCUGGCAAGGCCCCCGGAGGGGUGGGGCGCGGAGGAGGCUACGGAUCCGCUUCCGCGCGGCGGGGCCGGGUGCUUGGGACGCGGCUCUGGGCUCCCGGGACGCGGCUCUGGGCUCCCGGGACAAGGGGCUCCCGGCGAGCCCAGUGGUUAGCGAUGCUGCCGUCGCCGUCGCUGCUGCUGCUGCUGCUGCUGCUGCUGGGGGCGCCGCGGGGCUGCGCCGAGGGUGUGGCGGCGGCGCUUACCCCCGAGCGGCUCCUGGAGUGGCAGGAUAAAGGAAUAUUUGUUAUCCAAAGUGAGAGUCUCAAGAAAUGCAUUCAAGCAGGUAAAUCGGUUCUGACCCUGGAGAACUGCAAGCAAGCAAACAAGCACAUGCUGUGGAAAUGGGUUUCAAACCAUGGCCUCUUUAACAUAGGAGGCAGCGGUUGCCUGGGCCUGAAUUUCUCCGCCCCAGAGCAGCCGUUAAGCUUAUAUGAAUGUGACUCCACCCUCGUUUCCUUACGGUGGCGCUGUAACAGGAAGAUGAUCACAGGCCCGCUGCAGUACUCUGUCCAGGUGGCGCAUGACAACACAGUGGUGGCCUCACGGAAGUAUUUUCAUAAGUGGAUUUCUUAUGGGUCAGGUGGUGGAGACAUUUGUGAAUAUCUACACAAAGAUUUGCAUACAAUCAAAGGGAACACCCACGGGAUGCCGUGUAUGUUUCCCUUCCAGUAUAACCAUCAGUGGCAUCAUGAAUGUACCCGUGAAGGUCGGGAAGAUGACUUACUGUGGUGUGCCACGACAAGCCGUUAUGAAAGAGAUGAAAAGUGGGGAUUUUGCCCUGAUCCCACCUCUGCAGAAGUAGGUUGUGAUACUAUUUGGGAGAAGGACCUCAAUUCACACAUUUGCUACCAGUUCAACCUGCUUUCAUCUCUCUCUUGGAGUGAGGCACAUUCUUCAUGCCAGAUGCAAGGAGGUGCGCUGUUAAGUAUUACAGAUGAAACUGAAGAAAACUUCAUAAGGGAGCACAUGAGCAGUAAAACAGUGGAGGUGUGGAUGGGCCUCAGUCAGCUGGAUGAACACGCUGGCUGGCAGUGGUCUGAUGGAACGCCGCUCAACUAUCUGAAUUGGAGCCCAGAGGUAAAUUUUGAGCCAUUUGUUGAAGAUCACUGUGGAACAUUUAGUUCAUUUAUGCCAAGUGCCUGGAGGAGUCGGGAUUGUGAGUCCACCUUGCCAUAUAUAUGUAAAAAAUAUCUAAACCACAUUGAUCAUGAAAUAGUUGAAAAAGAUGCGUGGAAAUAUUAUGCUACCCACUGUGAGCCUGGCUGGAAUCCCUACAAUCGUAAUUGCUACAAACUUCAGAAAGAAGAAAAGACCUGGCAUGAGGCUCUGCGUUCUUGUCAGGCUGAUAACAGUGCGUUAAUAGACAUAACCUCAUUAGCAGAGGUGGAGUUUCUUGUAACCCUCCUUGGAGAUGAAAAUGCAUCAGAAACAUGGAUUGGUUUGAGCAGCAAUAAAAUUCCAGUUUCCUUUGAAUGGUCUAAUGACUCUUCAGUCAUCUUUACUAAUUGGCACACACUUGAGCCCCACAUUUUUCCAAAUAGAAGCCAGCUGUGUGUCUCAGCAGAGCAGUCUGAGGGACACUGGAAAGUCAAAAAUUGUGAAGAAACACUUUUUUACAUUUGUAAAAAAGCGGGCCAUGUCCUCUCUGAUGCUGAAUCAGGAUGUCAAGAGGGAUGGGAGAGACAUGGUGGAUUCUGUUACAAAAUUGACACAGUCCUUCGAAGCUUUGACCAAGCUUCCAGUGGUUAUUACUGUCCUCCUGCACUUGUAACCAUUACAAACAGGUUUGAACAGGCUUUUAUUACCAGUUUGAUCAGUAGUGUGGUAAAAAUGAAGGACAGUUAUUUUUGGAUAGCUCUUCAAGACCAAAAUGAUACGGGAGAAUACACUUGGAAGCCAGUAGGGCAGAAACCCGAGCCGGUGCAGUACACACACUGGAACGCACACCAGCCGCGCUACAGUGGUGGCUGUGUUGCCAUGCGAGGAAGGCAUCCACUUGGUCGCUGGGAAGUGAAGCACUGUCGGCACUUUAAGGCAAUGUCCUUGUGCAAGCAGCCAGUUGAAAAUCAGGAAAAAGCAGAGUAUGAAGAGAGAUGGCCCUUUCACCCCUGCUAUUUGGACUGGGAGUCAGAGCCUGGUCUGGCCAGUUGCUUCAAGGUAUUUCAUAGUGAAAAAGUUCUGAUGAAAAGAACAUGGAGAGAAGCUGAAGCAUUUUGCGAAGAAUUUGGAGCUCAUCUUGCAAGCUUUGCCCAUAUUGAGGAAGAGAAUUUUGUGAAUGAGCUCUUACAUUCAAAAUUUAAUUGGACAGAAGAAAGGCAGUUCUGGAUUGGAUUUAAUAAAAGAAACCCACUGAAUGCCGGCUCAUGGGAGUGGUCUGAUAGAACUCCUGUUGUCUCUUCGUUUUUAGACAACAAUUAUUUUGGAGAAGAUGCAAGAAACUGUGCUGUUUAUAAGGCAAACAAAACAUUGCUGCCCUUACACUGUGCUUCCAAACGUGAAUGGAUAUGCAAAAUCCCAAGAGAUGUGAAACCCAAGAUUCCGUUCUGGUACCAGUACGAUGUACCCUGGCUCUUUUAUCAGGAUGCAGAAUACCUUUUCCAUACCUUUGCCUCAGAAUGGUUGAACUUUGAGUUUGUCUGUAGCUGGCUGCACAGUGAUCUUCUCACAAUUCAUUCUGCGCGUGAGCAAGAAUUCAUCCACAGCAAAAUAAAAGCGCUAUCAAAGUAUGGUGCAAGUUGGUGGAUUGGACUUCAAGAAGAAAGAGCCAAUGAUGAAUUUCGCUGGAGAGAUGGAACACCAGUGAUAUACCAGAACUGGGACACAGGAAGAGAAAGAACUGUGAAUAAUCAGAGCCAGAGAUGUGGCUUUAUUUCUUCUAUAACAGGACUCUGGGGUAGUGAAGAGUGUUCAGUUUCUAUGCCUAGUAUCUGUAAGCGAAAAAAGGUUUGGCUCAUAGAGAAAAAGAAAGAUACACCAAAACAACAUGGAACGUGUCCCAAAGGAUGGCUAUAUUUUAACUAUAAGUGCCUUCUGCUGAAUAUCCCCAAAGACCCAAGCAGUUGGAAGAACUGGCCGCAUGCUCAACAUUUCUGUGCUGAAGAAGGGGGGACCCUGGUCGCCAUUGAAAGUGAGGUGGAGCAAGCUUUCAUUACUAUGAAUCUUUUUGGCCAGACCACCAGUGUGUGGAUAGGUUUACAAAAUGAUGAUUAUGAAACAUGGCUAAAUGGAAAGCCUGUGGUAUAUUCUAACUGGUCUCCAUUUGAUAUAAUAAAUAUUCCAAGUCACAAUACCACUGAAGUUCAGAAACACAUUCCUCUCUGUGCCUUGCUCUCAAGUAAUCCUAAUUUUCAUUUCACUGGAAAAUGGUAUUUUGAAGACUGUGGAAAGGAAGGCUAUGGGUUUGUUUGUGAAAAAAUGCAAGAUACUUCUGGACACGGUGUAAAUACAUCUGAUAUGUAUCCAAUGCCCAAUACCUUAGAAUACGGAAACAGAACUUACAAAAUAAUUAAUGCAAAUAUGACUUGGUAUGCAGCAAUAAAAACCUGCCUGAUGCACGGAGCACAACUGGUCAGCAUCACAGACCAGUAUCACCAGUCCUUCCUCACUGUUGUCCUCAACCGGCUAGGAUAUGCCCACUGGAUUGGACUGUUCACCACAGAUAAUGGUCUUAAUUUUGACUGGUCUGAUGGCACCAAAUCUUCUUUCACUUUUUGGAAAGACGAGGAGUCCUCCCUCCUUGGUGACUGCGUUUUUGCCGACACCAACGGACGCUGGCAUAGCACAGCCUGCGAGUCAUUUCUGCAAGGUGCCAUUUGUCAUGUGCCCCCUGAAACAAGACAAUCUGAACACCCAGAGUUGUGCUCAGAAACAUCUAUUCCCUGGAUAAAAUUUAAAAGUAAUUGCUACAGUCUUUCUACAGUCCUAGACAGUAUGAGUUUUGAGGCUGCUCAUGAAUUUUGCAAAAAGGAAGGUUCUAAUCUUUUAACAAUCAAGGAUGAGGCUGAAAAUGCAUUUCUCCUAGAAGAGCUGUUUGCUUUUGGUUCUUCUGUCCAGAUGGUUUGGUUGAAUGCUCAAUUUGAUGGUAACAAUGAAACCAUAAAGUGGUUUGAUGGAACUCCCACAGACCAGUCAAACUGGGGCAUUCGGAAGCCAGACACAGACUACUUCAAGCCCCAUCAUUGUGUUGCCUUGAGGAUCCCUGAAGGAUUAUGGCAGCUAUCCCCGUGUCAAGAAAAAAGAGGCUUUAUAUGUAAAAUGGAGGCAGAUAUUCGCACUGCAGAGGGGCUGCCAGAAAAAGGACCAAGUCACAGCAUCAUUCCUCUUGCGGUUGUACUGACACUGAUAGUCAUUGUGGCCAUUUGCACACUUUCCUUCUUCAUAUACAAGCAUAACGGUGCCUUCUUCAGGAGACUUGCAGGGUUUCGGAAUCCUUACUAUCCUGCAACCAACUUUAGUACAGUACAUUUAGAAGAAAAUAUUCUCAUUUCUGAUCUUGAGAAGAGUGACCAAUAAUAAUGAGGUCAGAGAAUGCCACAGACACCAGGAAAAAAGUGUACUGAGCAUGGUGGCACGCACCUGUAGUCCCAGCUACUUAGGAGGCUGAGGGAAGAGGAUCAACUGAGCCCAGAAGUUGAAGGCUGCAGUGAGCUAUGGUUGCACCACUGCACCCCUGCCUGGGCAACUGAAUGAGACCCCAACUCAAAAAAGUGCUGUUCUAGAAACAGAGGUACUAAGGUGAGCAACUUGGGGUAAGGGCUAUCUUUUCAUGCCACUUAUUUUCUAAUGAGGGCAAACUGACAGUAACUCAGUAAAGAAAUGCAUAUGCAUAAAAUAGCAAGUGGUUAUGAAAAUGAAGUAAGGUUCCAUGAUAGAGAGAAACUGGGGCACUCUCAGGGCCUCCCUGAGAGUGUGCAUUUUAAUUAUUACAACCAACUGCCUCAAAACCAGUGGCCACUAGUCACAAGGGGGAGCUCUGAGAGAAAGUAUGAAUGAAUUUCUAAGAGGCAAACCAUCAUGAUUAGAAAUACAAUUUGAAGAGCAUACCACUAAGAAUGGAAUCCUUGUGGCCUGCAACAGUUAAUCCAGCUUCCAAAAGCAGCUCUUUGCUACUGUUAUAAUAAUUUACACACUGGGACAGUCUACCUCCAUAAUUUUUUUAAGUAUUGGGACUUCAUUUUUUAAAAGAUAUUAUAUUAUGUGACAGUUGCAUAUUUAUGACUCAAAAAAUAAUUGGCUUGAACUCACCAGAUGGUAUAAAAGCCCAAUUUAACCAUCUUUUGAGUGGAAUUAAAGUUCUGUUCUUUUCAAUGGACUUGGUAAAAACUGCUAAUCAACCAGCCUUCCAGUCAAGGUAUAUAGUCACACAUAAUAAUUUGACAAAAUACACCAUUAGGAAAGUGAUUUUGCAGAAAGAAGCUGUAUUGCUUGUCAGUGCUCCAUACUUUGAUGUUUAGUAUUGAACAACAUCUCCAGAUAAUCUGGACCCAUGGACAGAUCACACACUUCUUGCCAUUACUGAAUUUGCAGAAAUAGUACUGAAGUAUUCUGCUACAUUUUUAUAUUUGCAUUUUUUUUUGAAACUUUUUUUCACUUUUUUUUUUUUUUUUUUUGAGAUGGAGUCUUGCUCUGUUGCCAGGCAGGAGUACAGUGGCAUGAUCUCAGCUCACUGCAACCUUCGACUGCCUGGUUCGAGCAAGUUUCCUGCCUCAGCCUCCCGAGUAGCUGUGAUUAUAGGCACGUGCCACCACGCCCAGCUAAUUUUUGUAUUUUUAGUAGAGACAGGGUUUCACCAUGUUGUCCAGGAUGAUCUAGAUCUCCUGACCUCGUGAUCCACCUGCCCCAGCCUCCCAAAGUGCUAAGAUUACAGGCAUGAGCCACCGCACCUGGCCUCAUCUGUAUUUUUAAUGUGAACUAGAUUUUAUAGCUAUAAUUCGAAAAGAAAAAAAAGUAGCAGGUAAUGGGUAUAUUAUACACUAUUUGCGUGAUGGUUACACCAGACUUUACCACUACAUACUGUAUUUAUGUAACAAAAUUACACUUGUACUCCUUACAUUUAUGCCAAAAAAGCAGCAGGAUCACAAAUUCACACAUAGUUAAUGUGCCCCUCCAACAGUCAAUUAUGUUCUAUGACUAACCUGAGGAUCUUUAUAGACUCUGAGUAAUGGAAAUGCUUGGGUUUUUCCAUUUAACAAUAUAUUGGGCUCUUACAGUUACAACAGUCUUCUUUCGGGAUAAAUAUUUCUUCUCUUGAAGGGUCCACUCCUUAUUAAAGAUAAGAUUAAACUGAAUGUUUACUUAAACAUUCAGUCUUUUUGGAGUUUCUUUACUCUUCUCAAAAUGGUGGUUGGAUAUAUAAGAACUUGCUGUGUCCUGGUAGUGUUGAGGGGAGAAGGUGAUAACUUACUGUGGAUGUAUGUUAGCUGGUGUCCACUGAGAAUAGCUGUCUGGCCUCACUCCUGGGAAUUCUGCUGGCAUCUGCUGCGAAGUCUGCAGUUGCUUUAAUCUGUAGUCUGUUCUCUUUGAUUUGGCCUCAUUCUGGCUGUCCCUGGUACUGUCUUAUCUCUUGAGAACUGGCUGUGUCUCCUGUUGAAUUUCCUAUCUGAACACUGCAGUUCUUGGCUACAAGGCAGUCACUUCACCCCUGCAGUGGUGAGAUCCCAUUAGCUACCAUUAGCUACUCUUUCGUCCAGAAAGGCGAAAUGCCAUAGCAAACAAUCCCACAGUCUUGGUGGAUUAACACAGCAAAGGUUUAUUUCUCACCCACACCUGCAUGGGCUGGCAAGAGGACUUUGCUCUGUUCAGUCAUUCAUGGGUCCAUGCUCCUCCUAUAUAGCCAGCCCUCUGUCUCCUAAGGCCUGGAGUCCUCCAUGGGCCUCCAAUCUGUGGCUGACAGAGGAUGUUGACUUGAGACCCAUCUUUGAUUCAUUAUGGAGCUUCCACAGGCUGUUGAAAUACAUCCUCUAAGUCAAAAGUCCUCAAACUGGGGACACAUGCCUAAGGAAUACAGGAGCAUGGGUAUUUAAGAAACUUAAUUUCCAGAAUCUUCAUGUAUAUUUUUUCUUAAAACUGAUUUACCUGAGAGCACCCCUGGUUCUUCUUUCCCACCUCUCUUUACACAAAUGCCUUUCUCUACGUUUAAAAAGAAAAAGAAAAAGAAAUGGCUUUCAUUUCAGAUCUUACUAUGGGAAAAUCCUCCAUGGCUCCAAAGAAAAAUAUUCGAAGUAUUGAUGUCAGUGAAGCUUCUUUUAAUAAAGAAAUUGUAAACUCA